AACGGCGCUGUUGAAAAGUUCAUUUUCGUGUCCAUACAGAGAGAAAGCGAGAUAUAAAUAUAUAGAUAUAGAUAGAUAGAGAGUGUGUGUGUGUAUCUUGUGUUGCUGCAUAUGUCCGAGAGAGUGUCAGUUUGCGGUCGUCGCGCUCUCGAUUGAAAAUUGUCCGAGGCAGAAAUCGACACAAAACAAGUCAGAGCGAGAGGGAAGGAACGGAGGAGGUCGCGCGCGAGAAAGAGACAGAGCGAGCGGCAGAUCGGCGAACGUUGGUCGCUCCACCACCACCACCAAUACCAUCAUCACCAUCAUCGUAUACCCAUAUUAUAGCCGCCGACCGACAAAACCAUCGUAACGACGUACAACGUACACAGAGUUGAGAGAAGUGUUGCCCUAUAAUAAUAAUCAUUAUCAUCAUCAUCAUCAAAUAAGAAGGCACCGGGCGUUACCAUAUGCAUCGACUAGGAGGUGGUGCCCAGUGUUUCCGGAAUUUUGCGUGAGGGUGGAGGAGGAAGAGGAAGGAGGAGCAGGCGACGACGAAAACACACACAACCCUCCCGACAGAGACGACAUCUCAGUCUCAGUCGUUCGCCCAUCCGCCAUCCGUUUUGUGCGUGAGACGGUAGUGAAGAAAGCGAACCGUUGGAACCGUGUGUGCUAUUACUGCAGUAAUUAAUAGGAUCGCAAUAAGAUCCAUCCGAUACAGAAAAUAAGAGAAUCGACGAGUGUCUGUGUCAGAUAGAGGGAACGAACGAACGAGAGGGAGAGAGAUAGAUAGAAGAGAAGGCACAAUAGAUAUAGAGUUCUGGCCGCAAGGAGUGUGUGUGUGUUUGAAAGAGAUAGACAACAGUAAGAAAGAGUGAGAGAGGAGAGUGUGCGAAUAUAGUAAUUCAUGUUUGUUAUGCGCCUCCCUCGCACUGAGGGUCCGAAAAACAGCAGACAUUGGGCGCAUCGCGAGUAAGCACUUCGUCAAGCUGACCGCAGUCUCGGGCGCCAAGAAGGCAAACAGUAUUAACAUCAGCAGCAGCAGCAGUAAUCCAGCCGCCGUCGUCGAAGCCCCCACCGACGACGUCAACAUCGUCGUCGUCGCCGACAACAACAAUAAGCAGCAUCAAGCAGCGGUGACCGAGAAUCAACGUCAACCGCCAACGACGACGCCGCCGCCGCCGUCCCCCCAGCAGCAGAAGCAGCCACCGCCGCCGCCCCCGGACACGAUGAACCACGUGACCGGCGAGAGGAGGACCGAGAGCACAGUCAACACAGCAGCCGCCAACCCUCAGCAACAGCAGAACCUGAAUGUGGUGGCCAACGACGUCGAGGAGAUGGAAACACAAGACGUCACGUCAAUGGAAUAUAUGAUGGAUGCAGGGGGAGGAGAGAUGGAUUCGCAGAACGAGGACAGUUUGGUGCAGGGACCUCAGACGGAGGCGGGCCUUGCUGCAGGCAGCGCCGUCGUCGCUACCACUCAGGAUGCAGAGAUGGAGGAAGACGAUGCCAGAUCCGAAGCAACAUUCUGCUUUUCCGUUCCACAAUUUAGCAAACUUAAAGACUCCGUUUUGUCGCCUCCGUGCUACGUGAGAAACCUGCCGUGGAAGAUAAUGGUUAUGCCCAGAACGAGCCACGCGCAGGAGAGGACGCCGGCCACCAGGUCUUUAGGUUUCUUCUUGCAGUGUAACGCCGAAAGCGAAUCGAGCUCCUGGUCUUGCUAUGCCAACGCCGAUUUGCGUCUGCUGUCGGUUCGUCCCGACGUUGAGCCGUUUUCCCGUAAGAUCCAGCAUCUGUUCUAUUCGAAAGAAAACGAUUGGGGUUUCUCUCAUUUUAUGGGCUGGAACGAUGUGUUGGACGCGGACAAGGGCUACAUAAAAGAGGACACCAUUACUCUGGAGGUGCACGUGACGGCUGACGCACCGCACGGCGUCUCCUGGGACAGCAAGAAGCAUACCGGAUACGUGGGGCUGAAGAACCAGGGUGCAACAUGCUACAUGAAUUCGCUGCUACAGACCCUGUACUUUACGAAUCAACUGCGGAAGGCCGUCUACAAAAUGCCCACCGAGUCGGAUGAUUCGACGAAGUCGGUCGCUCUCGCUUUGCAACGUGUUUUUCAUGAAUUGCAAUUCUGCGACAAACCCGUCGGCACCAAGAAAUUGACCAAGAGUUUCGGGUGGGAAACGCUCGACUCGUUCAUGCAGCACGACGUUCAAGAAUUCCUCAGGGUCCUCUUGGACAAACUCGAGAGUAAGAUGAAGGGAACGUGCGUGGAGGGCACAGUACCCAAGUUGUUCGAAGGUAAAAUGAUGUCGUACAUCCGUUGCAAGAACGUCGAUUACACGAGCACCCGCUCGGAAACGUUCUACGACAUCCAGCUGAAUAUCAAAGGGAAAAAGAAUAUUGACGAGUCUUUCAAAGACUAUAUCGCCCGCGAGACGCUGGACGGCGACAACAAGUACGAUGCGGGUGAGCACGGACUGCAGGACGCCGAAAAGGGUGUCAUCUUCUCGGCCUUUCCACCCAUCCUGCAUCUACAUCUGAUGCGCUUCCAGUACGAUCCGAUCACCGACUGCUCGGUCAAGUUCAACGAUCGCUUCGAAUUCUACGAGAAGAUCUCGCUGGACAGCUACCUCCAGCAGCCGGACCCAACGAAUCCGGCCAAUUACACACUGCACGCCGUCCUGGUGCACUCUGGCGACAACCAUGGCGGUCACUACGUCGUGUUCAUCAAUCCCCGAGGCGAUGGCAAAUGGUGCAAGUUCGACGAUGACGUCGUCUCCAGAUGUACCAUCCAGGAGGCUAUCGACCACAAUUACGGUGGUCACGACGAGGACAUGAACAUGACGGUCAAACACUGCACCAAUGCAUACAUGUUGGUCUACAUACGUGACUCUGAACUGCACAAUGUACUCCAAGAGGUGACCGACAUCGAUAUCCCGACAGAGUUGGCCGACCGAUUAGCGGAGGAGAAGAGGAUGGAACAAGUGAGGAGGAAGGAGAGGAGCGAGGCCCAUCUGUAUAUGACCUUGAACAUCCUGCUCGAGGAUUCGUUUGACGGGCAUCAGGGCAACGAUCUGUACGAUCCGGAGAAGGCGCUCUACCGUGUCUUCAAGAUCAAGAAGAACUCGACGGUGGCGGAGAUGAUGGAAAUGCUUGCGGACGGUUUCAAAUACCCGCCGGAGCAGAUCCGACCAUGGCCAUUCAAUACCAGAUCGAACAACACGUUUAGACCGAGCAUGCUCGAUCUCGACUCUGAUCUUCAUAGGCACGUCAUCGACGCAGCCGAGACUCAGAACCCAUGGAACAUCUUCUUGGAAUUGCUGCCGCCGGAUUCCGGGGCCAUCGGUCUGCCACCUUUCGAUAAGGAAACGGAUGUGCUGAUGUUCUUCAAACUGUACGAUCCUAAGCAGAAGAAAAUGCACUACUGCGGUCACAGCUAUCUGCCAGUUACGAGCAAGUUGGCCGAUAUCGUGCCACUGCUGAACGAGCGUGCUGGUUUUCCGUUCGGCACCGAACUGGUUCUGUACGAAGAGAUCAGACCCAACAUGAUCGAGAAGAUCAGUAAUCUGAAUGAACCAUUGGAAAAGGUUCUCGAUGAGCUCAUGGAUGGCGACAUACUGGUGUUCGAAAAGGAGGAGCGCGAGGAACUGUCGGAUUUGCCGACCUGCAUUGAUUUCUUCAAGGAUCUAUUCUAUCGCGUCGAAGUCACCUUCGUCGACAAAUGCAUCCCCGGCGACCUGGGAUUCACCAUGGAGCUGUCGCUUCGAAUGACGUACGAUCAGCUCGCCCGAGCGGUCGCCCAGCGCGUCGGCACAGAUCCCUACCUGCUGCAGUUUUUCAAAUGCCAGAGUUACAAGGAUAGUCCGGGCAAUGCGCUGCGAUGCACGUUCGAGGGCAACCUCAAAGAUCUGCUGAUCUUCUCCAAACCGAAGGUGCCAAAGAAGAUAUUCUACCAGCAACUGAGCAUCCGGGUGAGCGAGCUGGAGAACAAGAAGCAGUUCAAGUGCGUGUACUUGGGGCCGAAGAUGAAGGACGAGAAGGAGUUGAUCCUGUACCCGAACAAAGGCGGCACCGUCAGCGAUCUCCUGGAUGAGGCGAAGAAGCAGAUCGAGUUCAGCGAGGGAAGCACCGGCAAACUCCGAUUGACGGAGGUCAACUGCAACAAGGUGGGCAUGGGUCCUAAAGAGGACGUAUCUCUGGAGUCGCUGCUCCAGUGCGCCACCAAGAUCUACAGAAUAGAGGAGGUACCCAAGGAGGAGAUGCACCUCGACGAGGAUGAGAUGCUGGUACCGUGCGCGCAUUUCCACAAGGACGUGUUCUCCACCUUUGGCACACCUUUCCUGAUCAAAAUUAAACAGGGAGAGACUUUCAUCAAAGUCAAAGAAAGGAUCCAGAAGAAAUUGAAUUUCCCCGAGAAGGAAUUCGAAAAGUUCAAGUUCGCUAUUGUUUCAAUAGGCCGGGCGAACUUCAUCACCGACGAUGAUUUCGUGAUGAAUUUGGCUGACUUUAAGUCACAAUCACACCCCACGCAGACGAGUUGUCCGAAGCCUUGGUUAGGUUUAGAGCAUAUAAACAAGGCCCCGAAGAGGGCGAGGUUUAACUACUUGGAAAAAGCGAUUAAGAUCUACAACUGAGAGACUGAUGAUGAUGAUGAUGAUGAGAGUGUGUUUAUUCUAAUUAUUAUUUCAUUAUUAUUAUUAUUAUUUUACUUUCCUUUUCGAAAGCUACACGAGUAUAUAUAGUUUUUAAAACCGUA
Molecule: messenger RNA, 4738 nt
Organism: Nicrophorus vespilloides
Lineage: Eukaryota; Metazoa; Arthropoda; Insecta; Coleoptera; Silphidae
Gene: Usp7
Product: ubiquitin carboxyl-terminal hydrolase 7
Exons: 10
Coding region: 1209-4616 (1135 amino acids)
Biological process (GO): regulation of protein stability; protein deubiquitination
Cellular component (GO): nucleus; cytosol
Molecular function (GO): cysteine-type deubiquitinase activity; protein binding; cysteine-type endopeptidase activity
Source: RefSeq, a predicted model, not a curated record